This is a messenger RNA of Phytophthora infestans T30-4, 1662 nucleotides long. RefSeq lists its product as uncharacterized. The transcript has 8 exons. Bases 1 to 1662 code for a protein of 553 amino acids. NCBI's taxonomy places the organism in Eukaryota, Oomycota, Peronosporomycetes, Peronosporales, Peronosporaceae. The record is from RefSeq and is a predicted model, not a curated record.
AUGCCUCCCCGCCGCGUCACGCGCGCUGAAGCCAAGGCGUUCCUGCGUCGUCUCGACGGGAAGGAAGGCGCAGAACGCGCCCGGCUGCUUGAAGAGCACCGCGCGUAUGUCGACGGUACGCGUGACCGCGGUGCUGACUUUGGUGACGACGUUGCGGCUACGUACCAGAAGAAGGGCGCACUAGUGGGGUACUCCAAUUUGCUGGCAAGAGCGCCGCGAUUGAAAGGGAAGGCGCCAGUCGCAACAUUGCAUGCAGAAGAGCUUGCUACCGAUGCUGCUUCUGCUGAUGAGGAUGGGAGUGACAGCGGAGACGAAGAUUACGUGGAAACAGGAGAAGACCAAGGAAAUGACGACGUCGAGUUUGACAUGGCGACAGCGCCAGAGAUCACAACACCGAAGAAGGCGGCGAAGAAGAAAAGACCGGCAAAGGCGCCUGGCAAGGCCAAAGCAAAAGACACUGGGUCAGCAGAAUGGUACGAGGACAUGGACAAUCUUGAAGAUGUUGUGGAUGCUGAGAUUCCAAGCGAGAGCGACACGGAGACGAGUGAUGAGCUGUCACUAGAUGCGCCUCCAACUGGCGAUUCACCGAGUUCUACACCUGCAGUUGGCGCAGCUUCUACAACAAACCGUCGCGGGGGACAGCGACCUCCACGAAGUAAGGAGGAGGCCGAACGCUGGAAGGGCAUCAUUGACAAUUGGCGCUGGCGAAAACGCAGAGCAAAGUGGUCCCCUCAGGCUGAGCUGCAGCUAGGUGCCGUACUGCAUGUCUUCCAUGCGCUCCGCGGCAGCAACGGAAUGCUGGCAAUGCAGUGUCAACCUGUUAGCAAGGUGCGUGUCGAUACAUCCGAUGCGGCGUCUCGCCGCGCGUUCCAGUUUCUCCAUCCGAGCAGCCGCAACCGUCCCGCGAGGAUGCUCCACAACCAGCCCUUUACGGGGCAAGGCAAGUAUACUGCGUACCUUGAAUGGGGUUACAUAUUGAAGAGUACGGAGCCAGCCGUACAAGUACCAAGUCGGCUCGUUCAGCGACGUGUGCUUCCGUUUGCUUCCACAAAUCGACGUGAUGUGGUGGCGGGGAUUCCGUUGUGGGCGGCCACAUGCGUCCAGUCACCGCCGACACGGAGGCAGUCGAGAACACGAGCUCUGGCAAAUGCGAGGUGCGGGGCUCUGGACAUCUUGGGAUACAAAGCUCGCUACAACUUCUUGAGAGGAACAUCUAUUCUGUGGGGACCAUUCAAACUAACCGGUUUCAUCGCUCAGUUGCAAGCCCAGCUACUACAAGUGGGGUCAGCCAAAUUUGCAAACACGACCAGUUACACCACUGCAUGGCGACGCUCCACCGUCCACCCACCAGCUAAAGAUGGACGACGAAUGGGUGGAGGUGAAUUGAAUUUGAAAGCGACGUCAACAGCAGUGCAAGGUCUGUACUAUACGGAAAACAAGCAGUACACAGCGGCAGGUGACGCGAUUCUACUGUCCUGGCUGCAUGUCUACUUGUGUGACAAGGUGCGCCAAGCACAUUACCCCAAUAACAACCAUACUUGCUUCUCCAUUUGGCACCAACUUUGGCGCAAUGGAAGCGAGCGCCCACAGCCGCGCCACGGCCGCGGUAUCCAGCUGAGCCCCCCCCCCAACAAAGCGGGCGGAAGGACAAGAGGGUCGUGA